AUGCUGAAUUAGCAUUUUUGCGAGAUUGACGAUGACAGUAAGCUCUUUGAUGUAAUAUAUAGUCUCUGAUGCAACAUCCUUUGAAGAGUCUAUUUAAAAGAGAUGUAUGACAGCUCCUCCAAGACCAUUAACCGAUUUAGAGGAAUUUAAGAGGUAAAGUUGUAAAGACAUAUGAAGAUCAGAGGAAUAUGAGGCCCUUGAAAAAGCAUAUAGAAGCUAAAGCUAAUUAAUAUAGAGAGAUUAUUAGAAAUAUGAUUUAGACAAUCCUGAAGGAUAGCACAGUUGUAAGAAAUUUCUGUACCAUCUUGAAAAUAUGUGUAAAGUAUUUGAUCAAAUAACCCACAGGUGUAUAAAGUGAGUGCAGUAUCAAGGGAAUAUCGAGACACAUUUUCAAAAGCUUACAAAAUUCUGUACACAGAUGGUGAGUUGUGUUACUUGACUGAAAUUCUUGACAGUGCAUAGGAAGGUAAAAUUGAACAUUGAAACUGUAGGCUUUCCUUAUUUGUGGGUUAAUUCUGAAAAAUAUUCGUUUUCAGCUGAUGUUUUGGAUGCUGGAGUGCGGUUAGUGGAGGCUUUUUAUAAAGUAUAACAUGUAAUCAGAUACACAUAUUCUGGCACUCUAUAGGAGAGUCCCGACUUUUCUUCUUCAAAAUUGAAAGAUGAAAUUCAAUUAUUGUUGGAGAAUUUCGAUAUCAUUUGGGUUAACUUUGAGAAAGUACUGUAAAUUGAUAAUUUAGUAUUACGUUAAGGAAUUAAUGUAGAUAGAGGCAGAAGCUCGACGAUUUAUACUAAAAGCAAUAGAAAUUGAUAAGGAAAUGAUCUCAAUUGAAGUGCGAGAAAAACUGAAGGGGAGAAUCCUUGUGACUUGUGAGAAUUAUCUGCAAUAAAAAGCUGAAGUAACUCACAUACUGAAGCUAGUUAUGCAAAGUGAUAGCACAGAUUAAUUCGGUCGCUAAUGUUGAAGGUAAAGGAAGAGAUGAUCUCGGCGUAAAAAUCCUACUUGAAGCUGAAGGCAUAACCAGAAGAGUUACUCGAGAGUAAUCUUAAGCUGUAAGAAAUCUUGCUGAUAGCAUCAAAAUGAAGUAGACUUGUUAUAAUAGUUAAGUUUCCAAAAGUUCAGAGAACAAAUGAGAAGAUAUGAAGGUAAUAUUGAAAUGGUCGAUCCUCAAUUGAAAAACAAUUAGGAAUUAGUUGAUUUAUUGGUUGAAUAUGAAACACAAUGGGAAAAAGGCUUAAAUUAUUUAUUGGAUCCAAAGAGAUACACACAAUUAAUGUUGUUUUCUCAUAUAAUAGAAACAUCGGCGGAGAAAUAUUCACAAUUUUAAGAACAAUUAGAAUGCAGAGAUAGUGACAUUUUUGUGGCGAUUCCAUGCUUGAUCAUAUUAAAACACCUUGAAGAUGAAGAUCGUAAUAUUUGUCUUUACUUCUUACCUAUGUUAAAUGAUACAUCUUCUAAACUCUAUCAAUCAUUUAUGAUUUUAAAACAGGAAUUCCAGGGAUGGAGAAGACAGCAUUCAAAAUCAUAUGAAUACUAUAAUAUUAUUGAAAAACUGCUUUUAGGAAUUCCUUAAUAGUAAUUUUCUGAGGAAGAAUCAAAUUAAAUCGAGAAGAUUAUGCAGAAAAUUAAAUUUCUUUCCAUUGAACUCUAGAGGCACAACGCUAUAGAAUGGAAUUUAUUCAUUGAUGCAGCAAUAAACAAUAAUUGA
Molecule: messenger RNA, 1706 nt
Organism: Paramecium octaurelia
Lineage: Eukaryota; Ciliophora; Oligohymenophorea; Peniculida; Parameciidae
Source: the annotation of a GenBank genome assembly